Molecule: messenger RNA, 5122 nt
Organism: Toxoplasma gondii ME49
Lineage: Eukaryota; Apicomplexa; Conoidasida; Eucoccidiorida; Sarcocystidae
Product: kinesin motor domain-containing protein
Exons: 9
Coding region: 1058-4807 (1249 amino acids)
Biological process (GO): microtubule-based movement
Molecular function (GO): microtubule motor activity; microtubule binding; ATP binding
Source: RefSeq, a predicted model, not a curated record
CGAUAUUCCGUCGGCUGGAUAACAGAGAAAGAACUAACCUACCAGUUAUUUAGGGUUUUUCCUGCUUUAUCCAAAGUUUUCGAAGCGAGUCGUCUGCAGAAGAGCCCCCUUGUCUUGUAGUUCGCCAGACCUGUGUUGUGCCCACGACCUCUUCAGAGCCGUGAGUAGCCUGCGACUGCCAGGCAGCUACUCUGUUCCUCGCGCUCCGAAUCGGGGCAAAACGGACAGGAGAACCCCCAUAAAGUUUUUUUUGCGCUCAAAACGCCUUACUGUUUUUUCUGCGGAGUCUCCAACUCGCGAGUUGCAUUCAGGGCAGUCCUCGUGACACUCCCCUUACAGAUCGUCAUGUUCUUUGGAUCUUUGCGAAUGUCUUGUCGAUGCAUUUUCUGGUCUUGAAGCGACCAGCUGGCAUUUCCGGUCUAAAAUCUGCAAGUCUUUCUCUGCCUUUUUCUGCUGCUCCGAUAUCAGAUUCUUGUGUUUGGGGUCAGGCAUGCGCUUGCAGACACAAUCCAUCCUUUUAACAACGGAGACGUGGCCGAAAGAAGCCGUCUUGGCGCUAAGUGACGGCUUCCGAGUUUUAAAGCUUCCAUAAAUUUCCUUGUUCUUCGUGCCGAUCCGAUGCACAGGCCCAUAUGUGACAUCCCGGUGCCCUUGCCCCCACUGUCUUACAUCGUGCGCCGUGGUUCGGGGUUUGAAGAUCUUCUCUUUCUACUGCACAUACCGAUGCGUUCUGGCAGGUAGCUACGCGUGUUGGUCCGGCUAGAUGGGCAUGUCCGUAUGCUGCCCUAGUUGUGUUUGUUUCCCAGCUUCCGAAGAUUGUGGAUUCAACUGAGGUAACGCGCGGGCUGUAUGAGACAUUAUUCAGCGCCCUCAAGCUUUCUUCUGUCUGACCGCUUUGGAUCUUUUUUCCCGGCGCCUCGCACGGUGCGUUUCCCAGCACUCUCCCAGCCGAAAAGAUAUAUGCGCGACGUUCCUUCUUCUGUGUCUCUGUUUGUCCGUGUCUUCAACUUCUCUCCGAUCCUCCAAAGCCUGUGUAUCUCUCCACGGGUCCGUCGACAUGUGGACCAGCACACACGCUGUGUCGCCGACGCCACGUCAGCGCUGUCACCCCUCGCUGUCUCUGUCGUCUGCCCCGUCGAUGUCCAGUCAGAAGGGCGGCUUUGUUCGGCAUCGACCUAACGCAGAAGAAGAGUGUCUGCUUCCCUCGCGGCGAUCACGACUCCGUCACUCAAGCUGUCACUCUCGCGUCGCUCCUAGGCCCCGAGCUCGGGCAAGCUCUCGAGAAGCUUCCUUUCCUCCCUUGGGUGCGCCGUACGGAGAAAGCUUUUUUGAAGGUAGAGGAGACAAAAGCUCUGCGAUGCCGCCCAUCUGGACGACGUUCUCUUCGCCACCGUCACAGGUUCAGGCGUCAGCCGGCGGUCUGCUAUCGCAGAAGGAAAAUGUUGAGACCGCAAUCCUCGAGGUCAUUAGCCAGGCGGCGGGAAAGGCCGUGCAGCAGGCUCUGGCGGACCACUACUCGGCCUCGAAGAAACGGCUACAAGGUGACGAGGACGAGGAACCCGUCACGGAGGCGAUGGUCAGAAUCAUGCCAGGGAACAUCGGGCUCCGCGCGGAGACGGAGGGGGAAGACGGAGAGGCGGAAAACCGUCUCUUGUCUCUUCCUCCUUUGACCUGCCGGUUCGCCAUCGACAAAGAUGUAAACGAUCCUGAGGGGCGACCCAAAAUCCGACAUGUGUCGACGGAAGUGGCUUCUGAAGCAGAUGAAUGCAAUCCCGCGUGUCAGCGGGAAAGCAGCGCCUCGACUAUGUGUACAAAAACUUCCGCUCCGUCAUUCGAGAAUCUAUCUUCCUUCUCGAGCCCCGCCCAGACUGCCAGACAGGGGCAUCCAACGCCCGGGAUCUACGGUCCAGCUUACCUGGUUCCCUCCCUCUAUCCCCAGUUCGCCGCUUGCCUGUCUCCCAGGUCUUCAGCCUUUCCUGCGGGACUGUCUAACUUCUCGGGGUUCUCGUCUGAGCGCUUCCGCUCUUUCAGUGGGGCAGCAGACUUGCUGGAGAGACACUGCGUGACGGCGAGGCAGAGGAGAGAGUCGUUGCGAGGUCCGAGGAGUAGCGCCCCUGCUGAUGACGAGACAGGAAUCGAUACCAUUCUCGCACAGGGGUCGCUUUCAACGACUCGAGGGAAAGACGGUGAAGCAGUUCAAGGCGAAAGCGGAAGUCGAAGGAACUCCGUAGACCCGUCCACUGCGGAGAGGCUCGAAUUGAGGAAACUGCUCAAAGGCGUCGUCAAACUCUGGAGUACCAAGAAAAAAUACGAAAACAUGGUGAAUCGCCUCAAAGAGUGGGCUCGAGAUCGGUACCUGGCGACUGGCGAGCUGCCAGACCGCACUCAGCUGGCCACAGACAGGCCCGGAUUGCGGUCUCAGUGUUGUCAAUUGAAGGCCUCGGUGAAGCAACAGGCUGCGAAUCUCCGAGAGCAAAUGAAAAGUCUUUUGCCUGCCGACGCAAACAUUUUCGCUGCCCCGCAGAAGAACGAAGACGUUGCGCCCAAGAAGCCGGCGGCAAGUUAUCCGCGGCAACCGAAGACGGGUGACAAAGGAGGCAGUGCUUCCCUUCUGAUUGGCGAGAAACUGGAGCGCAUAGAGCACUUGCUGACGACCGUCGAACGCGUUUUACCGCCGCAGGCGUGGAAGGACGCGGAUGACUCGAGCCGCUCCAAGUGGUUAGACGAGCAAGUCCAAGUGGAGGACUCCGCCGCGAUUCGGCGUCUCGUCGGCACCUUUAGACAAAUUAAGGCAGUGCAAAGUCAAGUCAGCACUCUCUUGCAGAAGCAAGGCAAGUGUCUGUCUCCCAACGAGCUUCUCCACGGAAACGGUCGCUCUUCUGCGGGAAGCGCAUCAGGCAGAAAGGAGCCAAACGCGACAGAGGCGUGUGAGGACAAAAAGACAGAGCACAGUGAAGGUGGGCAGGAGACCUCGAUCGAAAAGGAACAAGGUGCCGAGAGACAAGCAUCCGAAGAGGGGCAGGAAGCUCAAGGCACUGCGGGUUCUUCCUCUGCCGGACACACGACUGCCGCUGUAGCCACUAUUCCGCUCCUCAAAAAGAAACUUCGGGAGGUGACGGCGGAACGCGACGCGUUGGAGAACCGGUUCGCUUCCGUUCUGCGUCUCCACGAGAAGCAGCAGAGGCUGCUGGUCGAUCUAGCAAAGGAGAAUGAGAAGCACCUCACCGAACUUCUGACGGUGCGCGGUACUCACCGCAUUUUCGGCUGCGUGUACACUCCAGGUCGCGACCCGAGCGGCGCCAACAGCUGGGAACUGUGGGGAGAAGAGGACGACGAGGAGAGUUCUGAGAGUGGCGGGAGAGGAGACCCCGCUGCUCGCUUCGCUGCGUUUGAACAGGUGGAGGCUCAGGCUGCUGAAGAGCUCGAAGUGCGAGGACUCGGGCCAGUCGACGGCAGCGGGCGCGUUUCCAGCCCAGACAAAGAGACUGAGAUGCAUCUCUCUCUCGUAAAGGCGUUCCUUGCCCGUCGUACGAACUCUCUCUCCACUCUCUUUUUUGGAGGCUCGAAAGCACUUCCAGAGCCUGGAUCUCGGCGGAAGGGGAAAAACAGUGCGUUUGAAUUCGACCGCGUCUACCCAGCAGACACGCGCGUCAGACACCUCUUCCACGGCUUCUCCGAUCUCCUUCAAAGUUGUGUAGGCGACGGCCUCAAUUUCUGUCUCGUCGCGGUCGGCCCUCGGACUCCAGAGAAGACGGCGCUUCUCCUUGGUCGACCGCCCUCCUUUUCGUCUGCUGUAGGGCCGUAUUGCGAGGCCAAGGAUGUUGGUCUGGCGCAGCUGCUUUCGCGCUUUGUCUUCGACGAGCUGGAGAAGGUCUGCGUGAAGUGGGCGUCGGAGAGGGAAGAAGAAACAAGGAGCAGAACCGGCAGGUCGUCCAUCGUGAUGUCGCCUGCGCCUUCUCUGAAGACUAACGAAGGGAGGAGAAGACAGAGAGAGACGAAGAGCGAUGGACACUGUCUCCCACAGUUCUCUGUCUCUGUGAGCUGCCUGGAGAUCAGUCGAGAGAGGAUGAAAGAUAAUUUCGUCGGAGACAAACGACUCGCGAAGAAACUCGACAUUCGAAGAGAUACACGAACAGGCGAAGUCAAGAUUCUGAACCUCACAACUCGGGCCACACCUACGUGCAAUUCUCUCCUUCAAGCCAUCAGCGAGGCGUCUUCCUCCAUUCCGUCCAGUGUUCUCGGCGGAGACGCAGAAAUCCAUUCUUCUUCUCUCCUCUUCAUCCACACUGAAGUCGUGAAUCCGGCGACGAGGGAAGUGAAGAGGGGCAAGAUUGCCUUGGUAGACAUGCCUUCUUCCUUCUCGUUGUCGCUUCCGCCCGAGUUGAAGCCUGCGUUCGAUGCCGCGGGAAGACGAGACGAGGCAACAGCUCUAAGGCGACUCAUUUCUUCUCUCUCCUCCCCGUCUCCUUCCACAGCACUCUCUCUCUCCGGGAGAGAAGCGGACGGCGAGGUGGACCUGUCGCUGAACAUGACGUUCGGAGCCAUCAAAGAAAUCUUUCUAGCCGCGAGACGCACUCCUUCCACCCUCUGCCCGACCUGCCGCCCGUACGCUUCCUCCACAGAGAGCGAAGGCGCUCGCGAGAGAAGCAAAUCUACAGCGUCGGAACGAGCAGAUUCUGUGAAGGGCCUUUACCACUCGACCUGCGUAACUCAGGUGCUGGAAGACUGCUUGAAUCCGUCCCUCUCUCGUGCGCUUCUUCUCUUUUGUCUGCCGUCUCACGGGUCGUCGACCACCGAUGAAGAGUAGGGGAACACAUGCUGCGCGUUCAACAACGCUGUGGCAUCCGAGAAACGGCAGAAGACACGGCUGCGCGAGCGCUGAGAUGAGCGUUCUCUUUCUGACUUUCCAUUUCCCUCUUCUGCCUUCCUUGUUUCGAGAGAAAGCGAGAAUGGACGUUCCCGAUUCGCUUCGUCCCUGUCACAGUGUAUGGCGACCAAAGAAGCAUGGUUUCGGAAGAAUCCCUUCCUCCAGUUCGUGUUUCUCUCGACCUUGUUUUCCGAUCUGCCUUACGUUCUGUUCCAAACUCAGACGCGGCUUCAUGAGCUCGAACAGUCAGAGAGC